AUGUCGCUCUACGACCGGAAGCAGCAGACCUCGGCUCCGUCCGAGAGGGCAAUGGACAUCCUUUGGGCAGGGGAGGGUGGGUUAUCGUCCGACGCUCCUCCCCUCGAGGACGAAGUACUUGAGCUCAAGAUCUUCUUCUUCUCUACCGCUAUCAACGUGACAAAGCCUCUGAAGAUCGUGUCGCGCGUACAGGCCAAUAAUCAAGAGGGGCAGGUACCGGAGUUCCCAACCCGGAAGUAUCAAGAGGCGCCUCUCUUCGAGUCAGCGCUUAGCGAUCGACUCAACUUUGAGGAACGUUUGGCUGUAGCAGUCACGCCCACCCUCGCGCGUUUACGUUCUACCGCCAGGGGACAGACACUUGUGCUGCGUGUAGGAUAUGUUUGA
Guillardia theta CCMP2712 is the source of this 384-nucleotide messenger RNA. RefSeq lists its product as hypothetical. Bases 1 to 384 code for a protein of 127 amino acids. NCBI's taxonomy places the organism in Eukaryota, Cryptophyceae, Pyrenomonadales, Geminigeraceae. The transcript has 2 exons. The record is from RefSeq and is a predicted model, not a curated record.